AGAUCAGUGGGCUCUGUCAGUGCUUUGGCAAGAAUAUGAUAAAAAGAUAAGAUCGAAAGAUAAGGAUGAGUGUGAGAAGAGGAGGAGUUGUGAAAACAAAUGGAAAGAUAUAAAAUUAGGUCAGAUAGAUCCUGAAAGGACAGAUAGACGACAAAAGUGGAAGAACUGCAAUGGUCAAAUCAGGAUCUAUUAGCGUUCUGUUGAUGACUUUCCUUUUUGGGAGUGGAAACUUCUUAAAAAUGGAGAGAGCCCUAGUCGAAACACCCAAGGACGUCUGAUGGCAUCGGCUCCUCCUAGCCAAGGCUACACUCUUGCAUGGUGAAUGUAAGACAAGCAUCUCUUAGAUACAGUAAGACUGAGAGAAGAGGAGGAGAUGUGAAAUUGAAUGGAAACGUAUAAAAUAAGGUGAGACAGUUGCAAGAUUAUUGUGAGGACAGACAGACGACAGAAGCUGAUGAACUGCAAUGGUCAAAUCAGGAUCUAUUAUUCUGUUGGUGACUCUCCUUUUUGGGAGUGGAAGCUUCUUAAGAAUGGAGAGAGAGUUUCUUACAAAUGUCACUGCGCAGUGUCCUAUGCCUAAACCGUGUAAUGUGUAUGGCUUCACUGACUGGUACAAAGUUGGCAGUCACUGUGUCAAAUACUUCAACAGACCUCUCAACUUCACUGAAGCCGAGUUCAGCUGUAGGACCAAAGCCCCUGGUGCACACCUGGUGUCGGUGCAUCAUCGAAAGCAUAAUGAUUACUUGCUCUCCAUCGUGAAAAAAUUAAACCCAAAAAACCUGCGCAUCUGGCUUGGAGCAUUUGAAUUUUUUAAGUCUGGUAAAAUGUUUUGGAUUGAUGGAUCCUUCUGGGAUUUUCAAAUUUGGACAAGUGGUGAACCCAACCAUAUGUACACUAGCACAGAGGAAUGUGUGGAGAUGAACUGGAAAGAGAUUGGCAAAUGGAAUGACGACUCUUGUCAUGUCAAGAAAAACUACAUCUGUGCCUUCAAACAAAAGGCUAACUUGAAACCAGGCUCUGAGGAGAUGGAGUAGUUUUAUCUGGGUAUCGUUCCAUAAAACUUUCUGAAUAAAAUGAUUUUCUCUGCUUCAACAAAAAAACUUACAAUAAAAAUAAAUAAAAUAAAAAAACAAUUCUUCAGAUAGCUUUAAAAUGCUAAUAAAGAAUGUUUGCAAUC
This is a messenger RNA of Onychostoma macrolepis, 1177 nucleotides long. Its product is annotated as galactose-specific lectin nattectin-like. Lineage: Eukaryota; Metazoa; Chordata; Actinopteri; Cypriniformes; Cyprinidae. Gene Ontology annotation, molecular function: signaling receptor activity. The record is from RefSeq and is a predicted model, not a curated record. The coding region runs from base 465 to 1034 and encodes 189 amino acids. The transcript has 10 exons.